Messenger RNA from Dicrocoelium dendriticum, 1368 nucleotides. The record is from the annotation of a GenBank genome assembly. Lineage: Eukaryota; Metazoa; Platyhelminthes; Trematoda; Plagiorchiida; Dicrocoeliidae.
AGGAAUACGAGGAAAAUCGAGCUAUUACAAUGAAUUUUUGCGACGUAAGGGUUUGAAAAUAAUAGGUUGGAUAAGAUUUUAUUGCACAGUAUUUGUGUACAUCCUAUAAAAUCGUGUUGCUGGCGUACGCGGAAUCCCAGGCGAAAUCUGUUGACUCGCUACCCCGUGGGUGCAAUAGACAACGUAUUGGUUGACAUGGACAGUCAGCGUAUCAAAGAGCUAAAAGUCUUUGUUGACCUUUUAAAGUCAAAGCCAGAUAUUUUGAAUCUUCCUGACUUAUCGUUCUUUAAGGAAUGGCUUUUGAGUCUUGGUGCCAGAUUGCCUACCUCUGCGACUGGAAACUCACGGUCUGCGGAAAAGUGCGAGUCCCCGGAAGUUGAUUCUGGGGCCGAGAGUACGACAUCGGAAUCCGAGAUUGAGUUUGAUGACGUGGAUGUUUUGCCCGAAGACACUGAUCCGCACCCCGAAAUGGGGGACGAAACGUUGGAAGUCACUGACGAUAUGCUAGAAAAGGCGGAUGAAAAGCGUUCUGAGGCGCAAUCUAAGUAUUCUGAAGGCGAAUUCGCCGCUGCCGUUGAGCUCUUCACAGAGGCUAUCAAACUCAACCCGACCUCUGCUUUACUCUACGCCAGACGAGCAAGUUGUUUCAUAAAGCUUAAGAAACCUUGUGUAGCAAUUCGGGAUUGCGAUAAAGCAAUAGAACUAAACCCGGAUUCUGCUCCUCCGUAUAAGUGGCGGGGUUUCGCAAACAAAAUGUUGGGUCGGUGGGAGGCUGCAUUCAACGAUUUUCAGACUUCCUUGAAGUAUGACUACUCGCAGGAUGCAUACGACGCAAUGAAGGAAGUGGAGCCCAAGCACAAACGUAUCUAUGAGCACAACAUGAAGUACAAGAGAAAACGAGAGGAAAAACUAGAUCGCCAACGCCGGGAGCGUAUAAGGAGGGCACAGGAGGCUCGCGAGAAAGCGUCACGUGAGGCUAAUGAUAAUCAGACGCCAUACGGAAGUGGAAACAUGGGAGACACCUUUUCUCAAUUGUUCAGCGACCCGGAGUUGAUGGCAGCCAUGCAGGAUCCCGAGGUAUUGGAAGCCUUCAAAGAUGUUUCACCCAACCCCGCCAACAUUCACAAGUAUCAAAAUAACCCGAAGGUGAAGAAAGUACUAGAAAAGCUGCAGAGCAAAUUCGGAGGCGGAAUGCCUGGCAUGCCUGGUGAGAUGCCCUUUGAUUUCGAUUCUAACUUCUCAAUGCCCAAUCAAGCUACCCCUGAUUUAGACUGAAGUCAAUCACUUCUAUGCUUCGGCAAAGCCUUCAAUCCCUCUGUUCCAUCAUUGCCGCUUUGUACUUCGUUCUAAUAAAUUCAAACUAAUUAA